Messenger RNA from Cryptotermes secundus, 4330 nucleotides. It is a transcript of the gene Madm, whose product is annotated as nuclear receptor-binding protein homolog. The record is from RefSeq and is a predicted model, not a curated record. The coding region runs from base 464 to 2068 and encodes 534 amino acids. The transcript is spliced from 10 exons. Gene Ontology annotation, cellular component: cytoplasm; endomembrane system. Gene Ontology annotation, molecular function: ATP binding; protein serine/threonine kinase activity. NCBI's taxonomy places the organism in Eukaryota, Metazoa, Arthropoda, Insecta, Blattodea, Kalotermitidae. Gene Ontology annotation, biological process: protein phosphorylation; endoplasmic reticulum to Golgi vesicle-mediated transport; intracellular signal transduction.
AUAUGCUGUACGAAGUAAGCCGAAGUUCGAUGCACGAAGCAACGUGUGGUUGCGGUGGGUUGUAGCAAAAGUAGUUACAGUAUAAGGUUAUAGGUAUUGUAAUAAUACGGUACUGUUUGUGUGAUGUCUUUAGUUAUACUCCUUGUAUUAUAAGGUCGAGUGUUUUAAAUGAAGGAGCAAUUAUAUGAGGAGAGUGUCACGUGAUCAUUUUCAUUAGAAAGGAAAACCGAAGUUCGAACGAUUCCGAUUAACAAGUGACGGUGUUAUCCCGUCGAACCAAUGAGGAUCACAAAGAUAGCUAGGGCUUGUAACAUCUAAGAGAAAUGUGUGGUUGGUGUUAUUGAAUAACGAUCCAUGGCUGUGAAUUGUGGUGUGAAGUGUUUUUCAAGAUGUGUCUGUACCUAUAAACAGUGUAACGUCUGUUUUCAAGACGUAUAUUGUACUUUUUAAUUAAUUUUCCGGAAUGUCUGGAAGUCGCUCAAGUAACGACCCGGAGCAUAAGUCACCACGAGAAAGUGGCGAAGAUUCCGAAGAUGAGAGUGAAAUUUUAGAAGAAAGUCCUUGUGGCAGAUGGCUUAAACGAAGAGAAGAGGUGGAGCAGCGGGAUGUACCAGGAAUUGACUGUGCCUACCUGGCGAUGGACACCGAGGAGGGCGUGGAGGUGGUAUGGAAUGAGGUGCAGUUUUCCGAAAGGAAGAACUUCAAGGCCCAAGAGGAGAAGAUUCAGCAGGUGUUUGAAAACCUCACCCAGUUGGAACACCCAAACAUUGUCAAGUUCCAUCGCUACUGGACAGAUACUCACAACGACAAGCCACGGGUGAUCUUCAUCACGGAGUACAUGUCAUCCGGGUCACUGAAACAGUUCCUAAAGCGCACCAAGAGAAACGUGAAAAAGUUACCACUCCAGGCCUGGAAGAGAUGGUGCACGCAGAUCCUGUCGGCCUUGAGUUACUUGCAUUCCUGUUCUCCACCCAUCAUCCAUGGGAAUCUCACCUGUGAUACCAUAUUUAUUCAGCACAAUGGCCUCGUGAAAAUAGGAUCAGUGGCACCCGAUGCUAUCCAUCACCAUGUCAAGACGUGCCGAGAUAACAUGAAGAAUAUGCAUUUCAUUGCCCCUGAGUAUGGAGUGUGUGUGACGCCAGCGAUCGAUGUUUACUCCUUUGGUAUGUGUGCCCUGGAAAUGGCAGCGCUGGAGAUACAGGGUAAUGGUGACUCUGGGACUCUGGUGACAGAGGAGAACAUUCAUCGGACCAUAGAGUCACUUGACGACGAGCAGCAGAAGGACUUCAUCCACAAAUGUCUGCACAAGGAGCCUGGUCACCGACCCAGCGCUCGAGAGCUUUUGUUCCACCCACUUCUCUUUGAAGUGCAUUCACUCAAACUCUUAUCUGCACAUGCUCUUGUUCACAGCACUGCCAACAUCUCAGAGACAAUAACAGAUGAAGUAAUGCAGAGACUGUUUGGUCCUGACGUGGUGGUUGCUGAAAUCAUCCACCCUGAUCGGCAGGGAGUGCAGAUGAAGAUGUCUGACGUGCCUGUUGCGGAGAAACUGGAGAAGUUUGUUGAGGAUGUGAAGUAUGGCAUUUACCCACUGACUGCAUUCAAGGCUCGACAGCCGCCGCCACCUCGACCGCGGCCAAUAUCACCAGAAGUGGCAGAGUCUGUGAAAUCUGUUACACCGGAACCAGUUGAUGUCGAAACGAGGAGAGUCGUCAAUAUGAUGUGCAACGUCAAGCCCAAGGAUGAGGGCUGUGAAUUGCUGAUGACUAUUUUACUCCGCAUGGAUGACAAGAUGAACCGACAACUGACAUGUCUGGUUUCUGAAAUUGACACAUCCCUACUUCUGGCUCAGGAACUUGUUCAUUUUGGCUUCAUCAAUGAGGCUGAUAGGGAGAAGAUUGCCAAUCUGAUUGAAGACACCCUUCAGAGUUGCUUCAACAACCAGCUCCUAAGUCCAACCAGUGGCAACUCUCAGCUCCUCGGCACCACCGCCCUUUUUCCACCACAGCCGCCACUUCUUGUAUCUCAAGCAGCCAACAAUCAAGUGACGGUACACUCGGGUAGUUAAUAGCGGCUUCACAGCCGGUCGACUAGCCGAAUGGGCAAAGCCUGGGUGGGGCUCUCGCAGAAUCCGCUCUAGCAAUAUUAUCGCCAAUUGGCUGGUCGGUGGGCUGACUACAAGUGAACUAGCUGGUGCUUGGUGCUGUUUUAAUUCGUUAUCGUGGCAGUAAGGCAAGGUAAAGGAGGUACAGACCUAUACUGACAUCUGGUGACAAGUGGAAGAAGAGUGACAUUAUUCACAAGAAUAACCGGCAACAGUGUAAGAAGCGUGUGUUCGCUAGUGCUGGAACUCAAUAAUGCAAAUAAAUUGCUCCCUCUCUAUGUAAUCCCAUAUCCCAUCAGUUUUUCAUGUAUAAAUAUAUAUUUUUUAAGUCGGCUUGGUGCAGAAAGCUAGUCAUACCUCAUCCAGAGAGUUUCUCUUGCUCUUCAAACGUGUGUUGCUGCAGGUUUGGCUUCAUUUACAGGAGAAUGAUUGUUCUUUUUAUUGCCUAUAUCCUCUCUGCUGUCACUCUUGUUACUGCAGCUAGUUUUGAGCAAAUGAAAUGGUAUUCAUUGAAUUUUAGCCGUGAAUUAAUAGGCUGCUGUUACUGGUGAUGCUGAAUUUAAAAAUGUAUCUGAUUUAGAGCUCAGUUAUUUUUCUUUCUAGCUGACAGCAGCCCAGGAGCAGAGGAAAUGGCCUCUCAAACGAUAUCUUAUCCAUCCCAUGGCAAAUUUUUCCACCUGUCCUCUUACAACUCCGACCAAACUGUAUACAUAAUGCAUGGUAUAUAUCUGAUAGUGCUUCAGUAGUCUUGGGCCAUGUGUAAUCAACAUUUCUAUUCAGCAAAAAUAAAAUAAAAUAACAUAAAAAAUGCAUUUGGCUUAAGGUAUAAACCCAUAUAAUUGUAGCAAUUAAUUUUCAUAAAAUAUAUUUUUUAUUUAAGUAAUAUUACUCCUUUGUUCAUAAUUUCAUUUGAAUUUUCUAAUGCAAAUUGUGUGAAAUGUAUGGAGCUGUUUUAAAUCUCCUAUGUCCUGUGAUAUGUUAGUUUCUAAAUAUGUCACAAAACCCAAAAUGAAGUCAGAAUUUCAUGAUGAAUUCUAUGAGUGUGGUGGCAUGAAUUGAAUUCCAUAAGUUUGAACAGUUCUGGCUUUUCCCAUACUGAGUUUAAUGACAGUGCAACAUGUGCUGUGAGUAAUUAAAUGUGUUUUGUUGGAAGGACUCUUGCUUCUAGACUUUUGUUAAUUCCGCACUCUGUUUAUCGCGACAUGUACUGCGUAUAAGCUUCAUUUUGUAAAGAAUACAAUACUCAAAUAGAACGAUAGAUAUCUGUGUAUAUAAUGAAAAUACUAUUUUGUUAUUUUUUAAAUUGAUGUGUUUGCCUCUUGAGACUGAUAUGAGUAAUUAGGCCGAAACAGGAAAUAUGUGGAUGUUUAUGAGAAAAAUUAGGGCUUAAGUGAGAGGCAAGGGGCCAACUCAGUAAUGAUUAUGAUGUAGUAUAUACUGGUAGGGGGAGAAGUAGGAGGCUGCGUGCCCAGCAGGUGCUGGGCAUUUUGUGAGCAGGUGCUUUCUGGAUUGGAGAACUGGCGACGAACAAAAUGGUGGGCUGAAAGAAACAAAAUGGUGGACUAAAAUAUCAUAUCUUUGCAAAUGUAGCCUAUAAAUAUUUGUCCUCCUCCAGAGCUUGUAAAAUAUUUUUGCUCAAAUUCCAGUGCAGUGUUUUCUGUAAUUCGCAUCAUAAUAGCCUGUAUAGGUCUUUGGAAAUGAGGUGCCAUGUUUGUAAUGUUCGCCCACCAUGUCAUACAUUAAUUUAAAUGCUUCGGAAUUAGACCUUUAUACUUGUGUUGCCAAUAAAAAGGAAAAUACGACAUAUUGAUCUUCCCUAGUCUACUGAAAAUGAAACGAAAACAACACUGGUUCUUCGUAUGGCUCAUAUUGAGCGAGAUUAAGACUGUUUUGAGUGAACCAAUGCAAACCUGUGUGGUGGGAAAGCAUCUGACUGAUGACUGGUGAAUGUAUUUUGAAGCAGGAUCCAGUAAACCAUAUGAGUGCAUCUCUUCUUAGGCACAUGUUACUGAAUGAGUGGAUGUGAAGCAAAUCAUCAUAUGAUCACAUGAGCUCAAGAAAAUAUGCAUAUCAAGGUUGGAAAGAUCAGCAGAAAGUGUGUUAACAAUUUGUUGUGGUCAUUGCUUGUGUUGUAUAUGGUUCGUGCGACCCCUUUUGAAAUUGUCAGUGGCCGUUUUCACAUUGUGUUCAGCCUUUCUAGUUCAUUAAAUCUCAUAAAUAUGGCCA